Messenger RNA from Arctia plantaginis, 729 nucleotides. NCBI's taxonomy places the organism in Eukaryota, Metazoa, Arthropoda, Insecta, Lepidoptera, Erebidae. The record is from the annotation of a GenBank genome assembly.
AUGAGAGACAAAAGAGGAACUCAGGCUCAAUUUGAAAUUAUGUUAGAUUUUAUGGAACGUAAUGGUGAUAUAAGCAAGCCACCUCCAGGUUCCCAAGGACGGUUAGACAAUCUACAGAAAUGGCUUGAGCUAGCAGACUUGUUGAAUAAAUCUAGGGGUGAACCAAAACCACUAGAAAAAUGGCGAAAGGCUUGGAGUGACCUCAAAAACAACACAAAAAGAAAAAUAAAGAAGAUCAAAGGCCAAGGUGGUGAUGGUCCUGAUCUAACAGAUGUUGAGAGGAGACUCUUGAAGUUAUUAAGGGAACAGAGUGGUUUAAAGAGAAGUUCAGAGUCUGAUGAUGAUAAUGAAAUUCUUUUUAAGGAGGAAAUGGAACCAGAUCCUUGCACAAGAACACUAUCACCACCUCCUCAAUAUUUCUGUGCCGUCAAUGGGACAGCUUCGCGUCGCAGAAAAUCAACGGCAUCUUCCUUUGCGUCCGACAGUUCUUCUUCAAACCAUACAUCUGAUAAAAGAAAAAAGCCUUUCAAUGACGAAAUAAAAGAGGUUACAGAUAGAUAUUUUGAAUUUGAAAGAGAGAGGGAAAAGUUGGCUCAUGAAAGAGAAAUGGCUAGAAUAAAACAGAACGAACAAUUGAUCGGUAUUUUUGGUAGGAUGGUGAAUGUUUUAGAAUCUUUAACGCCGAGCGUACAAAAAUAUUUAAACCGGAAUAACAACGAAGGUGGAUGA